UUCACACUGUAUGCAUGGCUCUCGCGGACGGCGCGUUGCAUCGAGCGGAGCUCGUAAUCAGGUCAGGCGAACAAUUCCCCCCUUCCUUAUAGGACCAGUAGAUGUUACAACCGGGAACCAGAAGUGGAACGGGAGGGAGGACGGGCCUUUUUAUUCUUACUUCCCACCCCUAUUGCUGAGUGGUACGAGCCAAAUACAAGCAAGUGAUUCUGUGGGGUCGUGAUCAUAACCGUAGUGGUGGGGAGUGAACCUCCCGUGACCCGCACUGUAUGACAAGAAGCUGUCGUUUAUUAAUGGCUGGUGUUUGUCACCAUGCACCAUCGUUGGCUACUGCUUGUUGCAUGCUUGUGGGUUCUGUUCAUGCUGAUGGUUGCAAGCAAGUUUAUCACCUUACGGAUGGGAGACCCUGAAGGUUAUGGAAUUAUUCAUCAAGGAUCAUUAACCAAUUUACCGGACACAGAAAAAAUAGCCGUGACUGAAAUAAAAAAAUUGCAGAUUGACAGCCAGCCAACUGCAAAACCUAUGAAAGAUGUAUCACACACUGACCACAUCCACAAGGAGAGACUAGAACUUCUUAAAAAUAUGUGCCAAAAUGGAACCCUUCUUAAUCUUACUCACUCUGCCAUCUCUAAGUUUGUGUUAGACCGGAUCUUUGUUUCUGACAAUCACAAAAUAUUGUUUUGUCAAACUCCUAAAGUGGGAAACACACAGUGGAAAAAAGUACUGAUGGUAGUAAACGGUGCAUUUCCAUCAAUUGAGGAGAUUCCAGAAAAUGUGGUCCACGACCAUGAGAAAAAUGGCCUUCCAAGGCUCUCUUCAUUCAGUGCACAGGAUAUACGGGAAAGACUUAACUCCUAUUUUAAAUUUUUAAUUGUACGGGAUCCAUUUGAAAGGCUAAUUUCUGCUUUCAAGGAUAAAUUUGUUCAUAACCCUCGCUUUGAGCCCUGGUAUAAGCAUGACAUUGCUCCAAUCAUAAUCCGUAAAUACAGAAAGAACCGUAAGGAAUCCAGAGGAGGCCUGCAGUUUGAAGACUUUAUAAGAUACCUGGGGGACCCAAAUCACAGAUUUCUUGAUCUCCAAUUUGGGGAUCAUAUAAUUCACUGGGUGACAUACGUAGAACUUUGUGCACCUUGUGAAAUUAAUUUCAAUGUUAUUGGACAUCAUGAAACCCUUGAGGAAGAUGCUCCGUACAUCCUACGAGAGGCUGGUAUUGACCGGUUAGUGUCAUAUCCUACAAUACCACCAGGAAUCACAAGCUACAACAAAUCCAAAGUGGAAUACUAUUUCUCUAGAGUAACAAAAAGAGACAUUAAGCGCCUUUAUGAGAGAUUUAAAGUGGACUUCAAACUUUUUGGGUAUAAAGAGCCAAGUUUUCUAUUUUAAUCAUGUCUUAAGAAUACACUGUGCAUUCACAGAAGCUUCUCUGUGGAAUCUUGUUGGAAUUAUGACUCUUAAAUGUGUAUAAUUUGUUUUUCUCUUUUGCUCCUGAACAAAUUGAUUUGACUUGUUAUGCUUGAGAUUUGGUAACUUUACUGAUUCUUAGUUGCAGAAUUUGCACUUGACCCACAUUUACCCAAUGUAGUUCUUGAUAACAUCAACUUGGGCACCGUUUUGUCUUAUGCCUUUGAAGUAACUAUGGGGAUGGGGGUAGAGAUUAAAUGUGAAAUUAGUAUUUUUGUUCCUAUGUUAUAUCUCAACGUGUUUGUGUGUGUUUUUUUUUUUUUUUUUUAAGUGGUAUGUUUGAAAUAGACAAAUACAACCUCAAAAGGCUAACACUGGAGUUUCAAUAGCAAUAUACUAUGGAUAUUUUGUUGAAUCACCUUGACAUUAUUGGCAUUGUAUCAUGGGAAUGCACUAAUGAUUUUUUUUUUUUUUUUUUUAAAGUAUGCACAAAUGAUCAUUUUAAGGAAUUUUAAUAGUUUUGACUAUUGCUAAACCUUUUUUUUUUUUU
Messenger RNA from Pelobates fuscus (common spadefoot toad), 1951 nucleotides. It is a transcript of the gene CHST10, whose product is annotated as carbohydrate sulfotransferase 10. The coding region runs from base 313 to 1383 and encodes 356 amino acids. Gene Ontology annotation, molecular function: sulfotransferase activity. The record is from RefSeq and is a predicted model, not a curated record. Lineage: Eukaryota; Metazoa; Chordata; Amphibia; Anura; Pelobatidae. Gene Ontology annotation, biological process: proteoglycan biosynthetic process; carbohydrate biosynthetic process. Gene Ontology annotation, cellular component: membrane. The transcript is spliced from 6 exons.